GCGCCCCUUCCGGCGCGGGGAGGGCGCUGAAGAUCCCGGGCCGCUCGGCCGCAGGCCGCCUCCACCGCCGCGAGAUGUAGCCGGGGGGACCGCGGCCCCCAGCAGAGUCUACACUCCCCGUUUUUCUACCAUCACAGGGAGAUCUCUGCCCCCUGGGGCUGAGAGACCCCAACUUUUCCCCAAGCUGAAGCUGCAGGGCCUUGAGAUACCACCAGCCAGAUGUCAUCCCACAAAGGAUCUGUGGUGGCACAGGGCAAUGGGGCUCCUGCCAGUAACAGGGAAACUGACACAGUGGAACUGGCUGAACUGGGACCCCUGCUAAAAGAGAAAGGCAAACGAGUGAUCGCCAACCCAACCAAAGCUGAAGAAGAGCAAACAUGCCCAGUGCCCCAGGAAGAGGAGGAAGAGGUGCGGGUACUGACACUUCCCCUGCAAGCCCACCACGCCAUGGAGAAGAUGGAGGCGUUUGUGUAUGAGGUCGGGGAGGGACGCUGGAGAGUCAUCCCAUAUGAUGUGCUCCCUGACUGGCUGAAGGACAAUGACUAUCUGCUACAUGGCCAUAGACCACCCAUGCCCUCCUUUCGGGCUUGUUUCAAGAGCAUCUUCCGCAUCCACACAGAAACUGGCAACAUCUGGACCCAUCUGCUUGGUUUUGUGCUGUUUCUCUUUUUGGGAAUCUUGACCAUGCUUAGACCAAAUAUGUACUUCAUGGCCCCUCUACAGGAGAAGGUGGUUUUUGGGAUGUUCUUUUUGGGUGCAGUGCUCUGCCUCAGCUUCUCCUGGCUCUUCCACACUGUCUAUUGUCAUUCAGAGAAAGUCUCUCGGACUUUUUCCAAACUGGACUAUUCAGGGAUCGCUCUACUGAUUAUGGGGAGCUUUGUCCCCUGGCUCUAUUACUCUUUCUACUGCUCCCCACAGCCACGGCUCAUCUACCUCUCUAUUGUCUGUGUCCUGGGCAUUUCUGCCAUCAUUGUGGCACAGUGGGACCGGUUCGCCACUCCCAAGCACCGGCAGACAAGAGCAGGAGUGUUCCUGGGACUUGGCUUGAGUGGUGUUGUGCCCACCAUGCACUUUACUAUCGCUGAGGGCUUUGUCAAGGCCACCACAGUGGGCCAGAUGGGCUGGUUCUUCCUCAUGGCUGUGAUGUACAUCACUGGAGCUGGCCUUUAUGCUGCUCGAAUUCCUGAGCGCUUCUUUCCUGGAAAAUUUGACAUAUGGUUCCAGUCUCAUCAGAUUUUCCACGUCCUGGUGGUGGCAGCAGCCUUUGUACACUUCUAUGGAGUCUCCAACCUUCAAGAAUUCCGUUAUGGCCUAGAAGGUGGCUGUACUGAUGACUCCCUUCUCUGAGCCUUCCCACCUGAGGGGUGGAGGAGGAACUUCCCAAGUGCUUUUAAAAAUAACUUCUUUGCUGAAGUGAGAGGAAGAGUCUGAGUUGUCUGUUUCUAGAAGAAACCUGUUAGAGAAUUCAGUACCAACCAAGCUUCAGCCCACUUUCACACCCACUGGGCAAUAAACUUAACAUUUCCAUUCCCCUAGCUGGGAAGGGUUGGGAUGGUCAAACUUAGCCACCCCCUCCUCAGCAAGGUAACUACCGGCCCCUCACAGAGACAGUACUUUGAAACUCAUGUUUAGAUUUUAGCCCCCCUUCAUCUUUUUGGGAAAAAAUAAUGGACUGGGACUCUUCAGAAAUUCUGUUUGUUUUUUUUCUGGAAGAAAAUGUCCUUCUCUUAUCCCCUUCCUUUCUUUGUAACCUGGCUUAUAACAGGCCAUCCAUUUUGUAGCACACUUUUGAAAAACAAUUAUAUAACCUGGUCCCAUCUUUCUAGGGCCUGGAUCCGCAUACACAGCAGGAAGAAUAAAGCCACCAACUUUUACAUAGCCCGGCUAAUCAUGGAAGUGUGUCCAGGCUUAAAAUAACUUGAGUUUUAAUUUUUUUUUUCUUGGUAGAGUAAUGUAAAAUUAAAGUGGGGAAAGAUAUUUAAUAUUUAAUACUAAGCUUUAAAAAGAAACAUGCUAUCAUUGCUAUGUAUCUUGAUGCAAAGACUAUGAUGAUAAUAAAAGAAAGUACAGAAGAAAAAAAAAAAA
Molecule: messenger RNA, 2085 nt
Organism: Nycticebus coucang (slow loris)
Lineage: Eukaryota; Metazoa; Chordata; Mammalia; Primates; Lorisidae
Product: adiponectin receptor protein 1-like
Exons: 1
Coding region: 220-1347 (375 amino acids)
Biological process (GO): adiponectin-activated signaling pathway
Cellular component (GO): plasma membrane
Molecular function (GO): signaling receptor activity
Source: RefSeq, a predicted model, not a curated record